AUGUCAGAAGCAACACUGUCAGAACGCGGGAGAGUCAUGGCUCAGGCCAGUACGAGGGCUCGCAUUGAGCCACUCCUAUCCAACCUUUACCAUCCAAAGGACAACCCCGACGGUAUAAUCGACAUGGGCACUGCCGAGAAUGUGAGCCAGGCCGACCUCUUCACCAUGACGUCCAUCACUGUUACUAAUUUGACAGGACAGCACCCCAUGACCAAAGACGUCUCAGACUUUGCCAACAGCAACAUACGAACAAUUCCUUCCGCUUUCACCUACGGCGAAGGUCCUUGGGGAAGCAAGCGUCUCCGAACCGCCAUGGCCAACCACAUGAACAAGUAUUACCACCCCGUCUCUGAAGUCUCACCUCAAGACUUAAUCUUUUCCAAUGGUAUCACAUCGUUACUCGACCUUUUCGGCUUCGCAAUAGCCUCGCCCGGUGACGGUAUACUAAUCUCCCGCCCCUCCUACCACGCCUUUCCCGCAGACUUUGGCGCCAGAGCAGAAUUCCAAUGUGUAUUUGUGUCUUCUGACUCUGAUGACCAGUUCUCGGCUGCCUGCGUACGCAACUACGAGACCGCACUUCUCGAGGCCAGAGAGCGAGGAAUAUGUAUACGCGCCCUGCUUCUGUGUAAUCCGCACAAUCCACUUGGCCGCUGCUACCCGGUGUCCACAAUCAUUGCAUUGAUGCAAUUCUGCGACAAGUACGGUUUGCACUUGCUUGCUGAUGAGGUGUAUGCCCUCUCCGUCUUCGACUCUUCGUCCCCUCAUGUACCUUUUCAUUCCGUCUUGUCCAUCGACAGCAGCGCCCACCUCUCACCGAAUCACUUGCACGUCCUCUACAGCAUGAGCAAAGACUUUGCUUGCGGAGGAUUGCGACUAGGAUGUCUAUACUCACGCAACACGGCGCUGAUGGACAGCAUAUCCGCCAUCUCACACUUUGGACAGUGUGGAGCGCUAAACCAAUUAUUCGCCACACAAAUCCUCGAGGAUACAGAUUGGACAGAAGGCUUUCUCGCCAAGAGCAGAAAAGUGCUAAGAAGUAAAUUCGAGACUUGCACGCAACUUCUUUAUCGCCACGGCAUCGAGUAUUCCAAGAACGUGAAUGCUGGGUUCUUUCUUUGGGUAUGGCUACUGUAUUCCAUUUCCUUUGUCCUCCACCCUGCUCGCUUCCUUCUACCUGACUCCUUUCUCCGCUUUGCUGUUUCCUCCUUCCUUCUGUCUUCUCAAGUAUUGACGCAGAAUCCAACAGAUAAACCUUUCCCCUUCCUCUCCCUCUCUUCCCAUACCAAUCCCUGGGAAGCAGAAAACACACUCCACGCCAAACUGCUACACGAUUACAAAACAUACAUUACACCAGGCAGUACAUUGCAAGCAGAGCAGCCGGGAUGGUUUCGUUUGGUCUUUUCUCAAGAAGAUGAUGUCUUGAAUGAAGGGUUCAGGAGGUUGUUUGAUGCUAUUGGGGUUUAG
This is a messenger RNA of Aureobasidium vineae, 1464 nucleotides long. NCBI's taxonomy places the organism in Eukaryota, Fungi, Ascomycota, Dothideomycetes, Dothideales, Saccotheciaceae. The record is from the annotation of a GenBank genome assembly.